This is a messenger RNA of Capsicum annuum, 720 nucleotides long. RefSeq lists its product as uncharacterized. The transcript is spliced from 4 exons. The record is from RefSeq and is a predicted model, not a curated record. NCBI's taxonomy places the organism in Eukaryota, Viridiplantae, Streptophyta, Magnoliopsida, Solanales, Solanaceae. The coding region runs from base 1 to 720 and encodes 239 amino acids.
AUGGAAAUCAUGCGAGAACCAACAUGUUUUAUCAUUACACAAAGCAAGAUUAUGAGGGACUUAAUCAGUGAAUUUGAUUGCUCCAGUCUCCCCACAGUAUCUGCUCCACUCGAUCCUUCCACCAAAUUAUCUGAUGCGUCUGGAACUCUUUCGCUGGAUCCAACUAUUUAUCGGCGUUUGAUUGAUUGCGCGGCUUGCCGUGACUCUCGCAAAUCUGUCAGUGGUUUCUUUAUAAGAUUAGAACUAAUCGGGCUCACCCGUCUGCUUACUGAUUUAUCCCUUGAACCAUCAUUACCAAUACCCUUAUACUCUGAUAGACAAGCGGCAAUUCACAUUGCCCGAAAUCCUGUCUUCUAUGAAAGGACAAAGCAUGUCGAACUGGAUUGUCACUUUGUGCGCCAACAAUUUCUUUCCGGAUUGAAAUCUCUAUCUUUUAUCUCUUCAAAAUCUCAGCUUGCCGGCCUCUUUAACAAACCUCUAUCUGGUCCAUCUUUGCAUACAAUUCUUGGCAAGUUGGGGCUCUCCUCUUUCUCCUCCAAAGAUUUCGGUGAUGAUGUCAUCGUGCCAACGAAAAAUGACGGCCGGCGUCUUUCGAUAGAGAUUCCAGCAGAAAUCUCAUCGGCAGAACUCUUACGAGCCUCGCCCGUCUUCUCCUCAACCCCAUCGAUCUCCCUCUCUGACCCAAUUUCUCUCACUCUCGAUCUCUCUCUCCGUCUCUAA